Peromyscus maniculatus bairdii (prairie deer mouse) is the source of this 2446-nucleotide messenger RNA. The record is from RefSeq and is a predicted model, not a curated record. Lineage: Eukaryota; Metazoa; Chordata; Mammalia; Rodentia; Cricetidae.
GUCAAACUGCCUAGAGAAACAAAGAGCAGCUGAGCCACCUGGAAAGGACACCCUCCAACCUGUUAAGAUGCCUGAUGGCUGUUCAGUGUAUAAGUGUUGCAGCUUGGAUGGAAAGUUAUCCUGGCAGUCGGAGCCAAGGAAUGAAUGCCACAAAGUCACAGUACACUUAGCAGCUUACAGCCCUGCUCCAGGGAAAGGCUUCCCCAAUGUAAGCGCGGCAAUUCUGCGCAGACAGGAGAGAGUUUCCCCAGCGAAGUUGUUACAGCUCUGCUCAGCUCGGCUCAGAUCCUCCAGAGUGUGACAACUCCGCUCUGCUAGGGCAAAGUUUCCCCAGCGAAAGUGUUACAGUUUUGCUCCAUUCUGCUCCAGCUCCAGGGAAAAUUGUUACAGCUGGCCCCGACUCUGGAAGUCACACCACACAACAAACCCCACUCGGGAGAUUUACUGGGAAGGAAGAAGCCAGGAGGAUGGUUGCCUCUAGGGUGAGAAGCAGCAGCAAACUGAACAAGAUGAAGGGCGCUCUGAUGGAUAUUAUCCAACUGGCUACCCUGGACUCAGAUCCCUGGGUCCUCAUGGUUGCUGACAUUCUGAAAUCCUUUCCUGACACGGGUUCACUGAAUCUAGACCUCGAGGAGCAGAACCCCAAUGUUCAAGACAUCUUAGGAGAACUUAGAGAAAAAGUGGGCGAGUGCGAGGCAUCUGCCAUGCUGCCACUGGAGUGCCAGUACCUGAACAAGAGCGCCCUGACCACCCUUGCUGGGCCCCUCACCCCACCCGUGAAGCAUUUUCAGCUGAAGCGGAAACCCAAGAGCGCCACUCUGCGGGCAGAGCUGCUGCAGAAGUCCACCGAGACCGCCCAGCAGCUGAAGAGAAGCGCCGGGGUGCCAUUCCAUGCCAAGGGCCGGGGGCUGCUUCGCAAGAUGGACACUACAACCCCUCUCAAAGGCAUCCCGAAGCAAGCCCCCUUCAGAAGUCCCACAACACCCAGCGUCUUCAGCCCCUCUGGGAACCGGACUCCAAUACCACCUUCAAGGACGCCACUGCAGAAAGAAAGGGGUGUAAAGCUACUGGAUAUUUCUGAGCUGAAUACCGUUGGUGCUGGCCGAGAGGCAAAGAGGAGGAGGAAGACUUUAGACACAGAGGUGGUGGAAAAGCCCACCAAGGAAGAGACUGUUGUUGAAAAUGCCACUCCUGACUAUGCUGCUGGCCUGGUGUCCACGCAGAAACUCGGGUCUUUGAAUAGCGAGCCAGCACUUCCCUCCACAAGUUACCUGCCCUCCACCCCCAGUGUGGUACCGGCCUCCUCUUACAUCCCCAGCUCUGAGACGCCCCCUGCCCCUCCUUCCCGGGAAGCCAGCCGACCGCCGGAGGAGCCCAGUGCCCCAAGCCCUACACUGCCAGCUCAGUUUAAACAAAGGGCGCCUAUGUAUAACAGUGGCUUGAGCCCAGCUACGCCAACACCUGCAGCACCUACCUCGCCUCUGACACCUACUACUCCCCCAGCUGCCACUCCCACUGCUCAGACACCCCCAGUGGCCAUGGUGGCCCCACAGACCCAGGCACCUGCCCCUGUUCAGCAGCAACCCAAGAAGAACCUGUCCCUCACGAGAGAACAGAUGUUUGCUGCCCAAGAGAUGUUCAAGACGGCAAACAAGGUCACUCGGCCAGAGAAGGCCCUCAUCCUGGGCUUCAUGGCUGGCUCUCGAGAGAACCCAUGCCCGGAGCAGGGGGAUGUGAUCCAGAUCAAGCUCAGCGAGCACACAGAGGAUCUGCCCAAGGCAGACGGCCAGGGCAGUACCACCAUGCUAGUGGACACAGUGUUCGAGAUGAACUACGCCACGGGCCAGUGGACACGCUUCAAGAAGUACAAGCCCAUGACCAAUGUGUCCUAAGUGCCAUCUCUGCUGCUGACCUCAUCAGGCCAGAAGACAAGUUUUGCUGGCUAUGCUGAGUGACCCGAGCAGAUGCCCAAGGAUGUGCUCCACCCAGCACCUGCCGUGCACAGGCUCCUGGGCCCCAGGCUGGUUUAAGUUUUAGAUCAUUUCUCUGGGGAGUGUAGACUUUUUUUUUUAUUAUAAUGGGUUAGUUUUUGUGUGAUUAAGAUACUUUUUUUUUAGAUUCAGUAUUAAUAUUUUAAUGCUAAACCAAAAAAGUUCAUUUUAGUGCCUGUUAAGACUUUUACCUUUAUUUUUUUUCUUCUAAAAAACUGCACUAGCUGAGAGGACUUUCUUUGCUUGUGCAUGCCCUCCCUCAUGAGGCUGAGGGGACCAAAGGUGACACCCGGCAGGCUAGGCUGUGAGGGGGGCUAUGACCAGCCUCAGUGCCACUGUCUGCCAGGGAUUUGUAUAUGCUUUUUGUACAGUUGUAAACAUUUCAAACCUGUCUCUGGGUACCUAUUUUCAUUGUAAAAUGAUAUGAGUAUUAAAGUUUAGUUUUUCUAAAGAAA